Molecule: messenger RNA, 494 nt
Organism: Eurypyga helias (sunbittern)
Lineage: Eukaryota; Metazoa; Chordata; Aves; Eurypygiformes; Eurypygidae
Gene: TMEM50A
Product: transmembrane protein 50A
Exons: 6
Coding region: 21-494 (157 amino acids)
Biological process (GO): protein targeting to vacuole; late endosome to vacuole transport via multivesicular body sorting pathway
Source: RefSeq, a predicted model, not a curated record
GUUCUGCAGAGCGCUGAAAAAUGUCCGGUUUUCUUGAGAGCUUGAGGUGCUCGGAGUGUGUUGACUGGGGAGAGAAACGAAACACCAUCGCUUCCGUUGCUGCGGGAGUGCUGUUUUUUACAGGUUGGUGGAUAAUCAUAGAUGCAGCUGUAAAAUACCCCAAAGUGGAGGAUUUCAACCAUUCAUACCAUGCUUGUGGGGUUAUAGCCACGAUCGCAUUCCUAAUGAUCAACGCGGUGUCCAACGGACAAGUGCGGGGCGACAGUUACAGUGAGGGCUGUCUGGGACAAACAGGUGCUCGGAUUUGGCUGUUCAUUGGGUUUAUGAUGGCUUUUGGAUCUCUGAUCGCUUCCAUGUGGAUCCUUUUUGGAGGCUACGUUGUUAAAGAAAAACCAGUAGUAUACCCAGGAAUAGCUGUGUUUUUCCAGAACGCAUUCAUCUUUUUUGGGGGACUGGUCUUCAAAUUUGGUCGCACGGAAGAUUUGUGGCAGUGA